AUGCGUGCCACAUAUUCGUGGCCACUGGCAUCGUUGGCCGCGUUGCUGCUGCUGCUGCUGCUGCUGCCGCUGCGGGGCACGCACUUGACUGGAGCGUCGGCUGUCAGCAUUGGCGCAGCUGUUGACAAGGAAGUGGCACCAGUUGGCGAUGUAACAACGGAUCUGCUGUCAUUGGAGCCGGAAAUUGGCGGCUCUGCGGUGCGGACGGCGCAGCAACGAGGCGGCCGUCGAGCGCGUGGCAUCUUCUUUAGCGGCGGCAUCACGGGCUAUCCCUUUGGCGGUUGGGGCGGUUGGGGCCAGGGCUAUGGCUACGGCUACGGCUAUGGCUCUUAUGGUCUUACACCCACGUACUAUGGCUAUUAUCCGGGCUAUCUGGGCUAUCAGAAAAUUAUAAUCGGCUAA
This is a messenger RNA of Drosophila guanche, 402 nucleotides long. Its product is annotated as shematrin-like protein 1. The record is from RefSeq and is a predicted model, not a curated record. Bases 1 to 402 code for a protein of 133 amino acids. Lineage: Eukaryota; Metazoa; Arthropoda; Insecta; Diptera; Drosophilidae. The transcript has a single exon.